Messenger RNA from Gavialis gangeticus (Gharial), 2966 nucleotides. It is a transcript of the gene STUB1, whose product is annotated as STIP1 homology and U-box containing protein 1. The transcript has 6 exons. Gene Ontology annotation, molecular function: ubiquitin protein ligase activity; protein-folding chaperone binding. Gene Ontology annotation, biological process: proteasome-mediated ubiquitin-dependent protein catabolic process; cellular response to misfolded protein; protein polyubiquitination. The record is from RefSeq and is a predicted model, not a curated record. Bases 92 to 790 code for a protein of 232 amino acids. Gene Ontology annotation, cellular component: Z disc; cytoplasm. NCBI's taxonomy places the organism in Eukaryota, Metazoa, Chordata, Crocodylia, Gavialidae.
GGGCUGCUCCUAAGGCACGCAGGUCUCCUUCCAGAACCGCAAUCCUUUGGUGGCCGUGUAUUACACCAACCGGGCCUUGUGCUACCUGAAGAUGCAGCAGCACGAUAAAGCCUUGGCAGACUGCAAGCAUGCGCUGGAGCUAGACAGUCAGUCUGUGAAGGCCCACUUCUUCCUGGGGCAGUGCCAGAUGGAGAUGGAGAACUAUGAUGAGGCCAUCGCUAACCUGCAGAGGGCCCACAAUCUCGCCAAGGAGCAGCGCCUGAAUUUUGGGGAUGACAUUCCAAGUGCCCUGCGGAUUGCCAAGAAGAAGCGCUGGAACAGCAUUGAGGAGAAACGGAUCAAUCAGGAAAAUGAGUUGCACUCCUACCUGACCAAACUCAUCAUGGCUGAGAAGGAGAGGGAGCUGGACGAAUGCCGAAGAACACAGCAAGAGGAAAACAUGGAUGAGAACCGGGGCAGGGCUCAGCUGGCCAACAUUGAAGCCAAACAUGACAAAUACCUGGCAGAUAUGGAUGAGCUCUUCUCUCAGGUGGAUGAGAAGAGGAAGAAGCGGGACAUCCCUGACUACUUGUGUGGAAAGAUCAGUUUUGAACUGAUGCGAGAGCCCUGUAUCACGCCCAGUGGGAUUACCUAUGACAGGAAAGAUAUAGAGGAACAUCUCCAGCGUGUGGGACACUUUGAUCCUGUGACUCGAAGCCCUUUGACCCAGGACCAGCUGAUUCCCAACCUUGCUAUGAAAGAGGUGAUAGAUGCGUUCAUAUCAGAAAAUGGUUGGGUAGAAGAUUAUUGACAGGAGGGUGAAGUUGGCUUGACUGGAUUCUCUCUGCAGCCCCAGCUGUGGCAGCACAGGGAUGUCCUGCUGCAGACUGCUCUCCAAGCUUGCUGGGCUGGCACCAUGCCUUACUCACUCUCUGUCCGUCUCUCUCUCUUCUUGGAUGUCUGGAGAUCCAUUGGCAGUGCUGGACUAGGGGUGUUUUCAUAUCAUCUCCCUGAAACAGCUGGGCUGGACCAUCUGGAGCAGGAGCAUGAAGGAACCUCCCAGCUUCAUUCUUCCACUGGGUUCUUUGCAACAUGGUAGGCUGGAGAGAGACCACCUCAUGGGGGAGGGGAGUACUUGUCCUGAAGAUGGCACCCCUGGAAAGCACUUUGGGAGGAGAUGGGGCUGUGCGUGGCCAACCAGCAUCACUGCUUCUCAUCAUCUGCCUCCACAUCUCAGCUGUAGAGAAAGGCCCUCCUCCACAUCACAGCAAUCAGCUCUCCAAAGAGUUCUCUCCAGCCCUCGCCCAGCAGAAGCCCUGCUCCUGGAGAUACGUGGAAGCCUCCCAGUGGUAGUGAGGGCCAAGGGUGAGCUGUCCUCUCCUCCUCCCUCUGAAUGUACAUACUUGGUGUUCCCGUGGCACUACAUCUCCCUGCUGUCCAGCGUAGCUCUGAAUGUUGCCCUGUAAUAGCCACAUGCUGGGGAGGGGGCAGACAAUGGAUGGUAAGUUAUGGAGACAUUGACUUGGCUGAGGCUUGUUCUGGGAAAGCACUGUUCCACAGGAUGGAAGCUGGGAAUUGCUGGAGGCCCAGGGCUGUUAGUUCCCCAUUAAACACUUGGAUUUAAGUUCAUUUUUUUUUUUGUUUUAAUUAAAACCCUUUAAAAAAAAACAAGUAGAUGAAUCCUGUCUCUAGUUGCUGGGAGUUGCGGUGUAAGAUUGGCUCAGACUGCUGGCUUCCCGAGCUCGCUCUUCGGAAGCUUGCCAAUGUCAAUAAAUAUUUCAGCAAUAAGCGUUUAAAUAGCCCGAGUGGUUCAUUGCCACAGGGAUCCCUCCUUGAGAGAGGCCAGUGGAAGCUUUUCCAAUCCCUAGAGCAGAUGGGAGCUGAAGGGGAGAGCUGCAUGAUUAGGGAUACCUGAGUGAUGGUUAAGCUGCUUCCACACAGAGCUUGUUUGGAUGGGAUGCAGCACCUCCAGAGGCUCCUCGCCUCCAUGCUGUAGAUGAGGCUAGCUGCAGUCUUUGCUGGGAUGUGCACACAUACAGUGUGUCUCUUGGGUGUGAGACCUGGGCUGCCUUCCCAGUUGCAUCACGUGGUCAGGGCUGUUCAGCAGGGAGUGCAUUUAGGUUCUUGCCUUGCUGCUGAUCAGAUUCUUAAAUCUGCUCCCUUGCUACUGGAUGGUCUGGGCCUUUGUGCAGUUAGACUUCUCCCCAGACAGGAUAAUGAUGGUAUUUUGGCACUGGGUAAAACUGCUUGAGCACUUGGCAUGUCCCUCCCAUGUUUCUGCAGGUGCAAAGACUCCAGAAUGCUACUGGCAGCUUUGCCUCCUGUGUAAUCUUCACUCCAGGGGGUGGGCUCGUGGGAGUGCAUGGAGAUGCAUGUGGCUACAUGCUCUGGAGUUGGGUAUAACAGUGAAUUCCUGGCCCCUUGACAUCUUUCCCAAGAGGCAACAGUGAACAGUGGCUGCAGUGUAUAAGUACUGGGUCCUCUAGUUGAGCUUGUGGGUGAAGGGUGGCAGUGGCAGGGCACUGGCCAUGACUAUAAGGAGCUGGGGUUGGAGAUGCUUCCUUUCCUUUCUCAUGUCCUUGUGACAAGGUAUUUAGCAGAAUUUGCAGAUUCAUUGGAAUCUGACGGCUGCAUGGUAAGUGCUUCUGCUUUGGGCUUGAACGUGCAACCUCUGGGCUAUCAACCCCACACCACCCUAGCUUGGAGAUGCUGAUACUGACUCAAACAUGGGUUUUCAGUCGGUAUCACUGAGCUUUUGCUAGGUGGGAAAGGCACACAUGCAGCACCUAGCUGUAGUGACAUCUCAGGCCAGCUGCCCAGCCAGUCUGUUCUACCUAUGGAUAAAGGCAGUGUGCCCAGUAUCUAGCAGGAGGUGAGGAAGAUCUGUUUUGUCAGGCUAGUGAUCACCUUACCAUGUUCUGCAUGAUGAAGAGUGACAGCCUUGGUAAUUCUAGCUGCCUGUUGGAACUGCAGAUGCUAUUCUUUCA